Molecule: messenger RNA, 780 nt
Organism: Theileria equi strain WA
Lineage: Eukaryota; Apicomplexa; Aconoidasida; Piroplasmida; Theileriidae
Product: signal peptide containing protein
Exons: 1
Coding region: 1-780 (259 amino acids)
Source: RefSeq, a predicted model, not a curated record
AUGAGAGUCAUCUCCGUCCCGUUCGUUUUGCAUCUUCUAAUACGAGCCAGUGCUCUGCCUUCGGUUAACAGAGCUCUGAUUGAUGUGGACAUUUCGGGACAGGAAUCUGACAGGAUAGACGUGCUACCAUCUGAGGAGGUUCCGGAAGGCAUAGUCUACUCCGUGAGGCCUGGCUCCAAACACUCUCACAUUAUAGGUAAAGUCACUGAUGCUGGAGAGCUCAUAAUCGAUGGAUCCAAGGGCUACAUGACCAGAUUCGUCCAGGUUGUGCCCAGAGAAGACGGAGUCAAGUACGUGAAGGUGCUUACAAGAUACAGAGAUGGCACUAAAUAUUCAAACUGCAUUAGCGAGUUUUUGAAAAGGCCUGGAGAACUAAAGUAUAACGAGAUACGUAGACGUACCACGGACUUGGAUGUGAUGCUCCAAAAGGGCACAGAUACCAUAAAUGCAGAACUGGUGCUACCAUCAGAAGUAGCAAACGGAGAGAUUGAACAGGUCCUGGAAAACCUGGACCUCUGGCCCAUAAGGUUCACCAUUAAGGAAAACAUGCAGGACGAACUCGUGAUUGGAAAGGUCAGCUAUGGCAGUCAGUUGCUGGAGAGCGGAUUGCAAGGACUCAUCUACAGACAAGUCACCUGGGAAGGAGGGCUAAACAGUCCCCUAAUAACCAUAGAAUCGCGCUACGAGGAUGGUACUCUGGUGGAAAGGAGGUACAUUCUGGAAAGGGAGAGUCUUGCAUUAUGGAAUACCAGGAAGGAUGUCGUUAACACACUGCGAUGA